AUGUCAGACCCACCUGUCAAGCAAGCAUGUGACGCAUGUCGUCGACGUAAAGUCAAGUGCAUUUUCCCAAAACCCUGUGAGCAGUGUCGGGCUGCUGGCCUGGUCUGCCGGACCUCUUCGCUACGACGGAAAAAGGGGCGACAGGGCCAAACAGCCAAUAUUCUCAAUGAGCUUAGAGCAAAAGAAAUUGAGCAGACACUAGUGCAGGAUGCGAAUAUUUCUCCGCCAUCGGCAGCCCUCAGACAUGGAGAUACUGUACCAACGCCCCAGUCACUAUUAGCCUUGGGGAGAUGUCAGUUCUCAAAAAUCCCAGGCCUUCUAAACCGGGACCUUGUCAAUGCCUGUGCGGAAUAUUUUUUCUCGCGUAUGAGAGGAACGGUGCCCAUUUUGCAACCCGGCAGCUUUCAGAAACAGGUGGACCUUACCGACACAUGUCUCCAUGCUUAUUGUUUGGUCACUGCUUUCUGCGCUUUUGUGGUUACUCAAACCGGAUUUGCAGUGGAGCAUUCAUCCUCAGAAUUCUGUCGAGGUUUCUGUACUGAAGAAUACCGAAAUUCUCUAAUUGAGGAAGCCACCGAAGCCCGAAAGCAUAUCGACCCAUUCACGGAUCCUGUACGACAAAGCAUUAUCAUCGCUUUCCUUCUAUACGGGUGUCAUAUUGGAUUGGGAAAUCAACGGCAUGCAUAUUACUUUCUUCGCGAAUCCACGACGCUUUAUACGGCCAGCGCGCUGGAAAGUCAAGCAUCAUCGGCACAGGUGGAUGAGGAUGACCCUUCCUUGGCGGGCAAAUUAUUUUGGCUCUUGGUGGUGUCCGAGAGGGACAGAGCUCAUGCAAUUCGUCGACAUAGACCAAUUACCCUCCAGGUCACCCCCGCAAGCCCUCAAUUGGAAGAUGAUCCGCUCCCAAAUGCGUCAGCUAUUGGCUUUCGGUGUCUGGUGAAUCUUUACCUCCCAUUCGAUGAAGGAUUUUUGAGUCAGUGGAAUGGAACGAGUGCAACAUGCUCGAUCGAGUCGCUAGUUCGCCUUGAGGAGCGCAUCCGAAGUGCUGUCCCGGCGGACCUCGGCCUGCCUGAUAUACUCAUGGCAGACUUGCGUGUGUCUCAGCAAUGGCUGCGUAUCAUGAUAUGGCAGCUAUCUAUGACUGCUGGGUUUCUUUCGACAAAGCCUACUCAUGAAUGCAUGGAUUUUCGCUAUCCUCUUCUAAUUGCUCAAGACCUCUGUUUCGCAACAUGGAAAUUAUCCAAGCAGGGUAUGGAAACCCAUGGAAUUGGUCUCAUUGAAAAAAUAUUUGAGGUGGCGUGCACCUUAAUUGAUGUUAUGACAUGUCUCUCGGCGGCUGGGCUCCGUUCUUCGGGCUUUAAGCUCGGCCCGCAGGAUUAUCUCAAGCAUUUUUUCUCUCUCAUCCACGACCUUCCUGGGGGACGCCGAAGGUUUCUUCCACUGCUGCUUACCAAAAUAGGGCAAACUCUGCCUUCCAUGGUAGACCCUAUCACCGUUCAUCUAAACCUCCAACCUGGUCCCAUUGUUCCGAGUUCUGUCAGUGAAGAAUCAAUAUCCGCCAUUCCUCAAAAUGAGAGCUCAAUUGAACAGGCUUCCCCUGAAUUGCUUUCCGAUUCUGCGUCUGUAGAUUGGAUGAACGGUAACUUCAAUUAUGCGGAGAUGAGCCGCAUCGGUGCUAAAACACCAGAAAUUGAUGAGGCAUUUCUCCAAUACUCUAGUUACUUUCCCUGA
Messenger RNA from Penicillium coprophilum, 1731 nucleotides. RefSeq names its product Zn(II)2Cys6 transcription factor. Bases 1 to 1731 code for a protein of 576 amino acids. The transcript is spliced from 3 exons. Gene Ontology annotation, molecular function: zinc ion binding; DNA-binding transcription factor activity, RNA polymerase II-specific. The record is from RefSeq and is a predicted model, not a curated record. NCBI's taxonomy places the organism in Eukaryota, Fungi, Ascomycota, Eurotiomycetes, Eurotiales, Aspergillaceae. Gene Ontology annotation, biological process: regulation of DNA-templated transcription.